Messenger RNA from Dufourea novaeangliae, 998 nucleotides. RefSeq names its product eukaryotic translation initiation factor 3 subunit F (gene eIF3f1). NCBI's taxonomy places the organism in Eukaryota, Metazoa, Arthropoda, Insecta, Hymenoptera, Halictidae. The record is from RefSeq and is a predicted model, not a curated record. The transcript is spliced from 5 exons. Bases 56 to 913 code for a protein of 285 amino acids. Gene Ontology annotation, cellular component: eukaryotic translation initiation factor 3 complex, eIF3m. Gene Ontology annotation, biological process: translational initiation. Gene Ontology annotation, molecular function: translation initiation factor activity; metallopeptidase activity; translation initiation factor binding.
UUUCCUCGUGAAUAGUUGUGAACGGUGGUGAAUAGUAACAAGAGUACAGUGAAGCAUGGCGCUUAACCUCACCGUAAAGGUUCAUCCUGUUGUUCUUUUUCAAAUUGUUGACGCUUAUGAGCGUCGGAAAGCCGAGUCCCACCGUGUCAUUGGGACAUUAUUAGGCACCGUUGAGAAGGGUAUGGUCGAAGUUACUAAUUGCUUUUGCGUGCCACAUAAAGAGUCCGAAAGUCAAGUAGAAGCUGAUCUCACGUACGGCAUCGAUCUUUACGAUUUGAAUCACAGGGUCAACGCACAGGAAAAUGUCGUUGGGUGGUGGGCAACCGGGAACGAGGUCACCACUCAUUCUUCGGUUAUUCACGAAUAUUAUAUCCGUGAAUGUAAUAAUCCUGUUCACUUGACUGUCGAUACAACAUUGCUAAACACUACUAGAAUGGCAAUUAAAGCUUAUGUAUGUGUAUCGUUAGGGGUACCUAAUGGAAAACAAGGUUCCAUGUUCACCCCAGUCAAAGUGCAGGUUACAUCUUAUGAGCCAGAAAUUGUCGGACUGCAACUUUGUACUAAGACCCAAUUACCAUCACAUUCGCAAAUACCUGGGGUAAAAGCAAGUGGUGGUAUAGAACCAAUGAUGGAUCUUGCCCAAAUCGCAGAAGCCAGUGGUAAACUAUCUUUUAUGUUGGAGCAGGUGCUUCAAUACGUUGAUGAUGUACUCAAUUCUAAACAACCGCCAGAUAAUCAAGUUGGUCGCGCUCUUCUGGAUAUGGUACACUCCGUCCCUAAAAUGUCGAGCGAUCAAUUCGACGAAAUGUUUAACAGCAAUGUGAAAGAUUUGUUGAUGGUUGUUGCACUAUCUCAGUUGAUUAAGACUCAACUUCAGCUAAAUGAGAAACUUACACUACUGACAACACUCUAAUACAAAACUUUGACUGGAAAAUCUAUUAAUAUAAAUCCGGAAAUUCUAUAAUUCAUUUUCUAUGAAUAAAAAAUGUUUUGAAUUU